CGACGAGGGUGAGGAGGCGCCAACGGCGAGGACGGCGCCACCGGCGAGGACGGCGGCACCGGCGAGGACGGCGGCACCGGCGAGGACGGCGGCGGCCCGGAGGGGACGCUCAUCUGCUCGGAGGUCGCCGAUGCCAACGGCGUGCCGUUUGGCGGCUUGCGGCUCAGCACCAAGUUGAUUGCGCUGCGGCGGCAGCUGGCCGCGGUCCCUUCUGCGGAGAAGUCUAUCGUCUACUCCAACUUCAAGGGCGGGCUCGACCUCGUGGAAGCGAUGCUGAGCGAGGACGGCGUGCGCUGCUGCCGCUUCGACGGCGACGACCCGCCGGCGGAGCGCUCGGAGCAGCUGGCGACGUUCAAGUCGCGGCCCGAGAUUCGCGUCCUCCUGCUGUGCCUGAGUGCCGGCAGCGUCGGGCUCAACAUUGCGGAGGCUUGCCACGGCUUCUUCCUCGACGUGUGGUGGAACCCGUUCGUGCACCGCCAGUGCGAGGACCGGAUGCACCGGAUCGGCCAGACGCGGCCGGUGGCGAUCAGCUACCUGCUGGCCUCCUCGACCUUUGACGAGGUGAUCUACGAGCGGGGGCACACCAAGCGCGAAGCGGCGUCCACGCUGCUCGGGAUCGGCGGCACGGCGCCGCGCGGCGGCCAAAGCGAGCGGCUGGCCGGCCUCCUCAAGGGGCUUCUUGGCCAGCGCACCGCUCGCCGGGCCGCGGAGGCGCCUGCACCACCGGCUGCGCCGGCGGCCGAGGAGCCCGCGGGGUCUGCCGGUGCAGGCCAGGCGCCGGGGGCUGACCCCGCGGCGGGGUCUGCACCGGCCGAGAGCCUCUAGUGCAUGAUGGAAACUCCCCGUACUGUAUCUCUGUCUGUCUGUCUGUCUGUCUGUCUGUCUGCCUGUCAUACAUGUGGAUCGGAGCCUUGCUCAUCGAGGGCGUGCAGGACGUUUGAAGGAUAUCCUUCCAAUGGAGCCGGGUCCCUACUACUGAUACAUAUCUUCUC
Emiliania huxleyi CCMP1516 is the source of this 992-nucleotide messenger RNA. RefSeq lists its product as hypothetical. Bases 271 to 825 code for a protein of 184 amino acids. The record is from RefSeq and is a predicted model, not a curated record. NCBI's taxonomy places the organism in Eukaryota, Haptophyta, Isochrysidales, Noelaerhabdaceae. The transcript has 3 exons.